Molecule: messenger RNA, 786 nt
Organism: Nomascus leucogenys (northern white-cheeked gibbon)
Lineage: Eukaryota; Metazoa; Chordata; Mammalia; Primates; Hylobatidae
Product: metallothionein-2
Molecular function (GO): metal ion binding
Source: RefSeq, a predicted model, not a curated record
AAGCAGCAUUCCCAAGUCCCGCUUUCACCCGCGCGCUAACGGCUCAGGUUCGCGUACAGGACAGGAGGGAGGGGAGCUGUGCACACGGCGGAGGCGCACGGCGUGGGCACCGGGCAUCCGGUACACUGUGUCCUCCCGCUGCACCCAGCCCCUUCCGCGCCGAGGCGUUCCCUGGGCCCAAGUGGGCCGGCUUCAGGGAACUGACCGCCCACGGCCCGUGUGCAGAGCCGGGUGCGCCCGGCCCAGUGCGCGCGGCCGGGUGUUUCGCCUGGAGCCACGAGUGACUCAGCGCGGGGCGUGUGCAGGCAGCGCCCGGCCGGGGCGGGGCUUUUGCACUCGUCCCGGCUCUUUCUAGCUAUAAACACUGCUUGCAGACCUCCACUCCACCACGCCUCCUCCAAGUCCCAGAGAGCCCGCGUGCAACCUGUCCCGACUCUAGCCGCCUCUUCAGCUCGUCAUGGAUCCCAACUGCUCCUGCGCCGCCGGUGACUGUUGCACCUGCGCCGGCUCCUGCAAAUGCAAAGAGUGCAAAUGCACCUCCUGCAAGAAAAGCUGCUGCUCCUGCUGCCCUGUGGGCUGUGCCAAGUGUGCCCAGGGCUGCAUCUGCAAAGGGGCGUCGGACAAGUGCAGCUGCUGCGCCUGAUGCUGGGACAGCCCUGCUCCCAGAUGUAAAUAACGCGACCUCUACAAACCUGGAUUUUUUAUGUACAACCCUGACCCUGACCGUUUGCUAUAUUCCUUUUUCUAUGAAAUAAUGUGAAUGAUAAUAAAACAGCUUUGACUUGA